This is a messenger RNA of Eruca vesicaria subsp. sativa (arugula), 2013 nucleotides long. Lineage: Eukaryota; Viridiplantae; Streptophyta; Magnoliopsida; Brassicales; Brassicaceae. The record is from the annotation of a GenBank genome assembly.
CCUCUCAACGGAAGGAGGGAGGAAGAAGCUCCGUCGCUCUUUAGAUCUUCUUCACUCUGGAACAUCAAAAACAAUAAGGAAGAUAAAACUCUAAAGCCUCGAGCUUUCGGAUCAGCUUAGAUGUCUUUGAUACACCUCUUCUUCUUCUUCGUGGGUUUGGUAAGCUUUGAAGCUGCUGCUUCUGCGACGUCGUUUUCCCACGGAUCGCGCUCGAUUCUCCGGGACAUCGGUAGUAACGUCAUCUCGGAUCAUAAAGAUAACGCCGUCGAGUUGAACGCCACCAACUUUGAUUCAGUUUUCCAAGACACCCCCGCCAAGUACGCCGUGUUGGAGUUCUUCGCUCACUGGUGUCCUGCAUGUAGGAACUACAAGCCUCAUUAUGAGAAAGUCGCUAGGCUCUUCAAUGGACCUGAGGCUGUACAUCCUGGUACCGUUUUGAUGACUAGGGUUGAUUGUGCGGAUAAGAUGAAUGUUAAGCUCUGUGAUAAAUUCUCCAUCAAACGUUAUCCAAUGCUUUUCUGGGGCCCUCCUAGAAAGUUCGUUGGUGGAAGCUGGGAGCCUAAACAAGAGAAAAGUGAGAUAAUUGUGGUUGAGGAAUGGCGCACUGCUGAUCUUUUGUUGAGCUGGAUUAACAAGCAGCUAGGAAGCUCUUAUGGCUUGGAGGAUCAGAAACUUGGAAAUGGGCAUCUCCUACCGAAUAUAUCUGACCACGAACAGAUUUCUCAGGCCGUAUAUGACAUUGAGGAGGCAACUGAAGAAGCUUUUGAUAUCAUCUUGUCACUCAAGGCAAUCAAGUCUUCUGAAACCGGUGCUUCGUUUAUUAGGUUUCUCCAGCUUUUGGUGCCUCAUCAUCCUUCAAGAAGGUGUCGUAAGGGAAGUGCUGAAAUUCUCAUGAACUUCGAUGAUUUGUGCCCGGCAGGCGAGUGCUCUUAUGACUCCGGAGUGAAUAAUACUCUACGAAACUUCCAUGUAUGUGGAAAGGAUCUUCCUCGUGGAUCUUACAUGUUUUGCCGUGGCAGCAAGAAUGAAACUAGGGGAUUCAGCUGCGGAUUAUGGAUUUUGAUGCAUUCACUUUCUGUGAGGAUAGAGGAUGGAGAAAGUCAGUUUGCAUUCACAACCAUUUGUGACUUCAUCAACAACUUCUUCAUGUGUGAUGAAUGCCGCCGCCAUUUUCACGACAUGUGCUUAAGCGUAAAAACUCCGUUUAAAAAGGCACGUGAUGUGGUCUUGUGGCUCUGGAGCACACAUAACAAGGUCAACGAGAGACUCAAAAAGGACGAAGAAUCUCUUGGAACAGGAGACCCCAAGUUCCCAAAGAUGAUAUGGCCACCAAAGCAGCUUUGCACAUCGUGUUAUCUUUCGAGCACCGGGAAGAACAUUGAUUGGGAUCACGAUGAAGUGUACAAAUUCUUGAAAAUGUACUACGGACAGAAACUGGUGUCUUCUUACAAGAAAAAGAGUGAUGGUGUGAGUAAGGAGGAGGUGGUUGCAGCUGCAGAAGAAAUGGCAGUGCCAACGAACGCACUAGUUGUACCUGUGGGAGCUGCAUUGGCUAUAGCACUUGCGAGCUGCGCAUUUGGGGCGCUCGCAUGCUACUGGAGGACACAGCAGAAGAACCGGAAGCAUCACCACAAUCCGCACUAUCUAAGGAGAUAUAGUAGUAACUAUUUGGUGAUGAAUACGUUCAGUAACAAUGAAAGCGAGAGGGAAAAGGAGAGAUGAAGUAAUUUAAAGAAGAAGAAAAAGCUCACAUUGUUUUGACAUUCAGGCAAAGGGAUUAGCUGGAGUUGAUGUUGAGCUUUGUGUUAUGUUGUAACUUACAGAGAACAGAUGCAAACAUGGUGAGGUUGAGAUGCCAAAGUCUCCUGCUUCAGGGUCCUUUUCUCUCAUUCUCAUCUUACUGAUUGUAUAGAUUUUUCCCUCCAUUUUUGGACUAUACAGUAGACCCCUUUAUAUCUCUCUAUAUAUGUAUGUCAAAACAGAAUAUUUCCUUAAAAUCCUAUUGAAUCUCCC